This is a messenger RNA of Zootoca vivipara (common lizard), 2058 nucleotides long. RefSeq names its product minichromosome maintenance domain containing 2 (gene MCMDC2). Gene Ontology annotation, biological process: double-strand break repair via break-induced replication. Gene Ontology annotation, cellular component: nucleus. Gene Ontology annotation, molecular function: ATP binding; single-stranded DNA helicase activity; DNA binding. NCBI's taxonomy places the organism in Eukaryota, Metazoa, Chordata, Lepidosauria, Squamata, Lacertidae. The record is from RefSeq and is a predicted model, not a curated record.
AUGAAGCCAGAUCUUCUCAGAAUGCAGGAAGUUGCAUUGAUUUAUCUUGACAAGAGUGGUGGCCUUCAGAAAUUUGUGAAUGCCUGCAAAUUAUACAAUGAAUCAAAGCAAAGUUAUGCCGUUUUCCGGUUUCCUAUAUUGAUAAAUCCAUCUGAUAUUAUUGAGUUGGAUGCUACCCUUGGAAAUUACAUUUUGCAUAAACCUGUGAAGGCCACUCAGAUUUUUCAGUCUGUGUGUUUUACAGCAGUUAAAACACUGUCACUAAUUCAGCAGCUGCAGACUGAAGCUCAGAUGAGCAUAGUGCUGAAACUAACACAUUUACCUUCCCUGCCCAGUUAUAUUUUCAGUCUUUGCAAAUUUCCAUUUGAUUAUACUUCUCAGAGAUUUUAUAUGGCAGAGGGAAUAGUUGUUGCAAUGUCCACUGUAACAAAAUAUACACAAGGAGCAAGAUUUGUUUGUUGUGAUGAAAAGUGUCCAUUUUCUGAAGGAUUUCAGUAUAUAAGAGUUCAUACUCCUGGAGCGACAGAAUCUGCAACAGUGAGAAACAAUUUUGUGUGCACUUUGUGUACUUCACCACUGCGGGAAGAUAUGAAAUACAGAGUACUUGGUGAUAAGCAGAUUAUUGAAAUAGUUGAUACUAAAGCAAUUAGUGCUUUUCAAGGAUUUUCCAGCAGUAAAACCCCUUUCAGAUUUCAAUCUUUCACAGUUUUUCUAAGAGAUGAACUAUCUCAUAAAAUGGAAAUAGGAAACAGGUACAAAGUUAUAGGAAUUCCAGUCUGUAUGCCAAGCUGCAUACAAAUCACACUUUGCCUGGAAGCCAACAGUAUACAUCUCUGUAAUCUCACAGGCCCUUCGCAGAUCAGUGAAAAAUUUAAGUAUCUGCUUUCUUUGACUUCAAAGUCGUGUUGGAGAUUUACAGCUCUUCUGGCCAAUAGUUUUGCUUCACAAGUACUUCCACCAGGCAUUAACAACACUCUCAAACUAGCUAUAUUGUUAAGUCUAGUACAGACAAGUGACAAAAAUGACUUAACAGCAGAUUACCUGGAUAUUUUGGUAUUGACGAAUGAUUCGUUAAUAUUAGAGAGAGUUAUGAAUUACAGCAUUAGUCUUGUUCCCCGGGGCAUACGGCAUAUUCCAUCUGGUGAAAUUUUUCCUACUGUGUCCAAAGAUAAGCAUGGAACUGGAACUGCAAGCAUUCAGGCUAAUAGUGCUUUGCUGGCGAAAGGGGGAGUAUGCUUCAUUGGAGAAUUGUCUUCACAUAGGAAGGAUAAGCUUGAACAGUUGCAGUCAGUACUUGAAGGAAGAACAACUACUAUAUUCAUCCCUGGAAAGAAAUAUGGAGAAGAAAAUGAUCAGCAGGUUACCCUUCCAAUUCAAACCAGUUUUUGGUCAUUUAUUGAUGUGGAAGCUUCUUGCAAAAAGCAUAUCCAAAGAGAUAAUACUCUAAUAGGCCAAAUGGAUUUAAGCUCUAUUUCAGCUAACAUUAUAGAUGCUUUUUGGCUUCUGAUACACUGCAAUGAAUCAGCAUUUUCCAAUCCAGUUCUUCCUGUUGUGAAUCUCCUUUUAAAAAAGGCAAUCAAUCCAGAAGAUGCAGUCUAUGCUAUCUCCAAACAGUAUAGAACACAAGAUUAUGAGGAGUUCCUUGCUUUCUCCAAAAACUUGCAUGUGGAACUCUGUUCAGAAGCAGAAAGGCUGAUUCACGGUUACUACUUAGCAAGUCGCAGAGUCAGAACACAUCCUGUUCAUGGAUCAAAUCUCUCAGCAACUGCACUGAAUAUCUUGAUUUCACUGUCUAAAGCACAUGCUAAGCUGAGUUUAAGAAGAGAAGUACUUGAAGAAGAUGUUUUGAUUGCUGUAUUAUUAUUUGAAUCAUCUCUCACUUUAAAAUACGGUGCUUCUGUGUUUUGCGUGGCCCCAAAUGCUGUGUUUCCAUUUGAACUCAAUAGUGAAAACUCUCUGAAUCAAAGGGAUAUUUACUUGAUGCAGUGCCAUCAACAGUUGAAACAAUUCGUUGCUACAUAUGGACCUGCAACAGAUGUUCUUAUUAGUGAAGAUUAG